Molecule: messenger RNA, 1371 nt
Organism: Coregonus sp. 'balchen'
Lineage: Eukaryota; Metazoa; Chordata; Actinopteri; Salmoniformes; Salmonidae
Source: the annotation of a GenBank genome assembly
CCUCUAGCCGGUUCUAGCCUUCUGAAUCAGUCAAGAACACAACAAAACAUCUCGAUAGCAACCAUGCAGCUGUGCUACGGACCAAUGGCGUGCCUCGCUCUCUUCCUCUUGUUAACGGCCACUGGCACUGGUAAGUAGUCUACUCCUGUAGUGAAUUGUGGGGGUAUAGCCCUUGCAGGACUUGAACCAACAACAUUGCAUCUGUUCAUCCAACAAAUAAUAUAUUAUGCCAAGAGAUCUCAAACCCUUGGAAAAUGUAUGGGUGUAGCCCUAAUAUGUAUGUGUGUUAUUAACUCUGUAAAUGAGAUAUUACAAAUAUGCUGUACAGGGGAAGUUAAGACUGGGGUGGUGGUUGUGGGUUAAAAAUGUUGAAUAUGCUUCUUUAACUCUUCAGAAGCAGACAAGGUGCACAACUGUUGCACAGAGGUCUCCAGGCAGAAGAUCAAUGUUCCUAUCAUCGGAGCCAGACUACAGAAAAAGAAUCCUCCCUGUGUCAAGGCUGUCAUGUAAGAACCUCCCAUCCCUACUAGCACAGAACAUAGAACGUCACAAAUGAAAUGUUUAGGCCUACUUUGACCAUCUGCAUCCAGAUGAAUGAGUAAGGACGAGAUUAGGACAGUUGUCUAAAUGUUGUCAUCUUGGGUUCCACACAGAUUCGAGACUGAAGAUGGAGAGAUUUGCAGCCACUGGAAAGAGGCCUGGGUUCGACACACAUUCAUUCAGCUGGAGUAAGUCAUCAAUUCAUAUACAUCGUGUAAUACUCACUGUAGGCUAACUCAGUUAUACUCUCCAGUUACAUGGCUGGCUAGAGUAAGUGACCUGCACAAGGACCUGUACAAGGGCCAGAGGAGAAGACAGAAUGUAAAAGACAGACAUGGUUGAAGUUGAAAUGCUAACGAUGCUGCUAUUUCUUCUAGAAUGGCCAGAAGGUCACUGAAUACACAGAACACCACCAGCACCUCCCCGUAGAGGACACUACUACUUAUUCUUCUUGUUUAUCAAUCAUCACCAACAUCGUCACUGGCUGAACUUGAGGGAUAGCAUUGUUUAAACCUGUAAUUUAAAUGAUCAACCUUUAAAUUAUGUUAUUUAUGCUAAUGAAGGUAUAAUUUAACCCAUUUAAAUAUUGUGCGAAAAACGGGUGUAUUUAUUAUUUAUUUAUUGCCAGUUUAAGUAUUUAUUGGAUGUUGUAUGUGUGUGUAGAGGGCUAUGUAUGAAUUGCGGUUUGAUAUAUGCUUUUAACAUUAAAUUAAUUCCUGUGAUGUAUAUGUAUAUCAAACUGGUUUAAAAACAAAACAGCCUAUUUAAGCUCCAAUGGAGAAUUGAAGACGUAAGAAUUGAUGCCACAAAAUAUUUUGUACUACAUAAACA